Messenger RNA from Musa acuminata AAA Group (dessert banana), 1376 nucleotides. RefSeq lists its product as uncharacterized. Gene Ontology annotation, cellular component: nucleoplasm; chromatin. Gene Ontology annotation, biological process: regulation of gene expression. The coding region runs from base 115 to 1134 and encodes 339 amino acids. The record is from RefSeq and is a predicted model, not a curated record. Gene Ontology annotation, molecular function: RNA binding. Lineage: Eukaryota; Viridiplantae; Streptophyta; Magnoliopsida; Zingiberales; Musaceae. The transcript has 6 exons.
CCCACGAGCCCAACGUCUCCACGAACCCUAGCUCGGAUUCCUGCCCUCCUCUUGUUUUCCUCACUGACCUCCUCAACGAAAUCCUAACCUUGAGAUCUUUUUGGGGCCGUCGCCAUGGCCUCCAGAAUGCAGGAUCACGAUGGUGCGAGUCCCGCAAAGAUCUUUAUUGGAGGGCUUCCGAAGGAUACGACACUUGAAACAUUUGUUAAACACUUUGAGAAGUAUGGAGAGAUAGUAGAUUCAGUGAUAAUGAAAGAUCGAAACACAAACAAGCCAAGAGGGUUUGGAUUCAUCACCUACAAAGACGCUGCAGUUGUUGACCAAGUCAUCGAGGACACACAUGUUUUUAAUGGAAAAACGGUGGAAAUUAAAAGAACUAUUCCAAAAGGUGUCGCUCCUUUGAAGGAUUUUAAGACAAGAAAGAUAUUUGUUGGUGGAAUACCAAUAACGCUUACUGAAGAUGAAUUCAAGAACUUCUUUUCUGAGUUUGGAAGGGUGGAAGAUCAUGAAAUUAUGCGUGACCAUACAACCAACAGAUCUCGUGGAUUUGGUUUUAUAGUCUUUGAGAAAGAAAAAGAUGUAGAUGAUUUAUUAGCCAAAAAGGGAAAUAUGAUCGAUCUAGCUGGUACUAAGGUGGAAAUCAAGAAGGCUGAACCAAAGAAAUCUGCGAAUGCACCACUUUCUGCCUUUGGUGGUGAAUCUAGGGCUCGUCACUAUGGGGAUAGUUUUGGUGGAUUUGGUGGCUCGUAUGGUGGCUUUGGUGGUGGUUAUGGCCCUUCAUCUUACAGGGCACCAGGAGGUUUUGGUCCUAGACCCGGGGGUUAUGGUGGUUAUGGGAGUGUCUCUGGUGAAUAUGGUGGUUAUGCUGGGGGCUUAGGGGAGUACCAUGCAGAAUCUUCACUUGGCUAUUCUAGUCGUUUUGGUUCAUAUGGGGGAGGGUUUGGUGGUGGUGGAGGCUUUGGUGGUGGCUACGGAGGUGGUGGUGUACGUGGGCAUGGGCGUGAAACUGGGGGUUACGGUGGUUCUAGCUAUGGAGGUGGUUAUGAUUCUUCUCCAGGUGGUUAUGGACUCUAUGGUAGCAGAGGAGGAGGCUAUGGCGGUGGUGCUGAUCGAUACCACCCAUAUGGAAGAUAGGAAGGGGUGACGCUAGGCAGCUGGUUUUCCUAUCGUCAGAUCAGUUAGUACUAGUUCUGGUGGGAGUGUAUUUGGUGUUCCUAAUUGAUUAGGUGCAUUUGACAUUGUAACACUAAUGAGAAUGAGGCUUUAAGGGUUGAAUUGAUGUUUGGUGGUUGCGUGGGGGAUCUUUAUCAGGGAACCACCUGUAACACCAAAAUAUCUUGAAUUUGAAUAACCCUUUUGUUUGUUGUUCUUUUUGA